Molecule: messenger RNA, 2276 nt
Organism: Nelumbo nucifera (sacred lotus)
Lineage: Eukaryota; Viridiplantae; Streptophyta; Magnoliopsida; Proteales; Nelumbonaceae
Product: phosphatidylinositol 3,4,5-trisphosphate 3-phosphatase and protein-tyrosine-phosphatase PTEN2A-like
Biological process (GO): dephosphorylation
Cellular component (GO): cytosol
Molecular function (GO): phosphatidylinositol-3,4,5-trisphosphate 3-phosphatase activity
Source: RefSeq, a predicted model, not a curated record
GAAGUUCCCAAGUCCAAAAACCGAUCUCACUUCGCCUGCGAAAUGGUCUACGUCUUUCUCUUCCCUCCCUCCCUCUCUCUUUCUGCUCUGAAACGACGUGGCUGAAACCCGGUUAAGCUGUGAUUCGUGUUGAGGUGACUGGGGUUUAUUGGGUAGAAAUGGACAAGGAAACUGUUGAUUCAUCGUCUGCACCUCCUGCUAAGGCUCCUGAUGUGCAGCCACCUGUAGCUUCUGCACAAGAUAACUCUGCCCGUGAUACGCCGCCCUUACUAUCUGCUUCUGCCAUAUCUUCAUGGGCCAGAAGUUUCAGUCUUAGAAUUCCAAAGACCUCGGUUUCGGGGCAAGAGGAGUCGCAUACUUCAAGUUCCGCCAAGGCAACGCUUGCGCGUUUUACCAGUGGACUGGGACUGCGGUUAUCCCCGAAAGCUCCUGUGGCAGAUGAGAAUGCUGAGGGUGUUUCCACGGCUCCUCAGACUGGUGUUCUUGAAUCAUUGACGAAGGGGUUGGUUGAUUCGUCAAGGAGUGCAGUUAAGGCUGUGCAGGUCAAGGCUCGACACAUUGUGUCUCAAAACAAACGAAGAUACCAGGAAGGAGGAUUCGAUUUGGAUAUGACUUAUAUCACAGAGAAUAUUAUUGCAAUGGGGUUUCCUGCUGGGGACAUGAGUUCUGGAUUUUUUGGAUAUGUUGAGGGAUUCUACCGAAACCACAUGGAAGAAGUGAUCAAGUUCUUUGAAACUCAUCACAAGGGAAAAUACAAAGUAUACAAUCUUUGUUCAGAGAGGUUGUAUGAUGCAUCACUAUUUGAGGGGAAGGUUGCAUGCUUUCCAUUUGAUGAUCAUAAUUGCCCCCCCAUUCAACUCAUCGUAUCAUUUUGCCAAAGUGCAUACUCAUGGUUGAAGGAAGACAUUGAGAAUGUGGUCGUUGUUCACUGUAAAGCUGGCAUGGCCAGGACUGGGCUAAUGAUUUCUAGCCUUCUUCUAUUUCUGAAGUUCUUCCCAACUGCUGAGGAGUCCAUUGACUAUUACAACAAAAAAAGAUGUGUGGAUGGGAAGGGGCUAGUGCUUCCAAGCCAGAUUAGAUAUGUCAAGUAUUUUGAGCGCAUCUUAACAUACUUCAAUGGGGAAAACCAGCCUGGGCGUAGGUGCAUGCUUAGGGGAUUUCGACUUCACAAGUGUCCUUACUGGAUUAGGCCCUCAAUUACUGUCUCUGAUCAUAAUGGAGUUCUAUUCUCUACCAAAAAGCACCCAAGAACUAAGGAUCUGAUGCCAGAAGAUUUUUGGUUUAAUGCACCAAAGAAAGGGAUCAUAGUCUUUGCUCUACCAGGGGAGACUGGUCUGACUGAAGUGUCUGGGGACUUCAAAAUUCAUUUUCAUGACCGCCAAGGAGAUUUCUAUUGUUGGUUGAAUACAACAAUGACAGAAAACCGGAAAAUCUUGAACACUUCUGACCUUGAUGGGUUUGACAAGAGGAAAUUGCCUUCGCCUGGGUUCCAGGUUGAGGUUGUGAUAAUAGACUACAAUGGCACAAUUCCUACAAAGCCAAGAACUGAAAGUGCAAGCAGGAAAUCUGAUGCAAGCCCAGGGACAGGUCCUGUCCCAAGUGAUGGAGGUGCAGCAACUCCCAGCGCAAAUAAAGACUCUGGAAGUCCAGAUAAAGAUGAUGUAUUUUCAGACAGUGAAGGAGAAGAAAGUGGAUCUUCGAAGAAUAGGGAAGCUCAAGAAGUUUCUGGAGUAGGACCUGCUAGUACCACUGCCGGAGGUCCCCAGACCGGCACCACUCAAGAACAAGUAGCAGCUUUAACUCAUGGGACUGAAAAGUUUUCAUUAAGAAGCGAAGGACCCACACAGCAACCAUCUGCAAAUGAAUCGAACACUGAUAGUGACAGUAGGUCUGGCUUGAGCGUUGACAUUCCAAAGGACUCAACAACCUCCAAUGAUUUCAAGGCUAUUGCAGCUGAUGCUUCUGUCUUUUCUUUCGGAGACGAUGAAGACUAUGAAAGUGAAUGAACCAGGAGUGUCAUUUGACAGCAGAGAUGCUCGCAAAAGAAUUUGUACAGAAAAUUAUUUGUAAGGAUCAAACAGGCAUCUUCAGAUGUCCAAGUGAAUAUCUGCGUGUAUUUGUUCAUUCUUAAUAUUGGUUGUGUAUUGGGUCGGUCCCAUUAGUUGGCAGAUUCUCUGCUGUCUUGGUACAAGAAUUUGAUUUCAUUUAAUAGCCCCCCUCCUUUGCAAUGCUAAAGUUGUCCUUGUAGCAAAUACAUUUUUCUUUUCUUUUCUUUU